GUGCAGGUGUUAUUGCCUAUUCUUGAUAGCUACAGUAUCAAUAUGAAAUCACUAGAUAUUAUUAUUGUUAACUGACCAUUUCGUGGGCGUCGUAAGCAUAAUCGUACGUGAAAAUUAUCAAAAUGAUUAGGAAUAUUUGUUGUUAGUGCAUAUAUCUGUUUCAACUUCGUCAUCGUAGGCAUCGAUGUAAAUAAACAAACCCUGAAAGCAAAAUCGUUUUGAGUCGUGUUCGCCGGGCUCCGCUGAUUGCGUAUAAUACAGGCGUACAAUAUUUUAUAAAUAGAUUGGAAUCACUCAGCUACUCUAUGGCAUCGCCGUACCACCAGGGUGGUGGCAGUCACGGGCCAACUAUGGGCGGUGGGGGCUCAGGAGGAGGUCCAAUGGGUCCUGGGGGUGGAGGAAUAGGAGGCUAUACCCCCGUUCCUCAGAUGCAUCCCGGCGCGAUGUCCCUGGAGGGUCAUAAUGGUAUCAGUAAUGAACAACCGGACCAGGAUGGAAACCCUCAGCAGGACAGUCAGCAACAACAACAGCAGGAGUUCAACAUUCCUGUGAUGUGUCGAAUAGGUCAAGAAACUGUUCAGGAAAUUGUGUCGAGGGCUGGAGAGCUUUUUCAGCUUUUGAGAACUUUGGGUCCACCAACGGGUAGCAUGAACCCGCAAGCGUCAACUGUGCAAGAGGAGCGUAAGGUAAAGCUAAAUGAAAUUCUGAAGAUUAUACAGCAGUUAUUUAAGCGUCUACGACGGGUGUAUGAAAUCUGUGAUAUGAACUGCGCUGGCGGAGAGUUCUCUACGCUUGAGCCAGACGUAGCGACGAUUCAACUAGUACCUCUCGAGGACGAGCGACGAAAAGAUGAAGAGGAAAAAAAGCCGUUGGAUUCCGCGCGACAGUUUAUAGAAGAACGGCAAAUGUAUCAGGAGCAAGUAUAUAUGAAAAAUCGACAAAUCAAGGAGAUUAUUGAUAUGUUGCGAAGUGUCGUGUGUGAAGUGAAUACCAUGCUUGGAAUGAGAAAGAAGCACCUGCCUUUCUCUAACAGGAUGAGUUCGUAUGGCAAACCUAAGCCAAACAUGUUCUAAAAUGCGAGAACUUCAUUGUGAUGUUUCAAUAAUGUGCACGGAGACCGAACUGGUUCAUUUUUGGGGCGUUUUGUAUAAUGUGUCAGCUGUAUUAAAAUAAAUGUGCAUACAGUGCCUAUGAAUUGUAAUUUUCUGGGAGUGGGUCAGUAACGGUCACAUUUCCACAAUGGCAAAUGGUCUAUUACAUAAAGGCUUUUUUGUCAAAAAUAAAUAUCUUAAAAUAAAUAAAAAAAUCGGAUUGAACUUAGUAUUUGAAAU
This is a messenger RNA of Varroa destructor (honeybee mite), 1331 nucleotides long. Its product is annotated as mediator of RNA polymerase II transcription subunit 30-like. Gene Ontology annotation, biological process: positive regulation of DNA-templated transcription. The record is from RefSeq and is a predicted model, not a curated record. Gene Ontology annotation, molecular function: transcription coregulator activity. Gene Ontology annotation, cellular component: mediator complex. NCBI's taxonomy places the organism in Eukaryota, Metazoa, Arthropoda, Arachnida, Mesostigmata, Varroidae.